Messenger RNA from Drosophila persimilis, 7534 nucleotides. RefSeq lists its product as uncharacterized. The transcript is spliced from 10 exons. Gene Ontology annotation, cellular component: piccolo histone acetyltransferase complex. NCBI's taxonomy places the organism in Eukaryota, Metazoa, Arthropoda, Insecta, Diptera, Drosophilidae. The coding region runs from base 16 to 6513 and encodes 2165 amino acids. The record is from RefSeq and is a predicted model, not a curated record. Gene Ontology annotation, biological process: regulation of transcription by RNA polymerase II.
AAAAAGGAAGUCAAAAUGUCGAAGCUAUCGUUCCGAGCACGCCAUCUGGAUCCGUCCAAGCAGAUGCCCAUCUACUUGGCCGAGGAGCUGCCCGAUCUGCCCGAGUAUUCAGCCAUAAAUCGUGCCGUGCCCCAAAUGCCCAGUGGCAUGGAGAAGGAGGAAGAAUCGGAACAUCAUCUGCAGCGGGCAAUCUGCACGGGCCUCAUCAUCCCCACACCCGAGGUACUGCAGACGGACCAGCCCUUCUACGAUACCUACUAUCCGCCGGACUACAAGAUGCCUCGCCAGAUGAUUCACAUGCAACCUCUUGGCCUGGACACUGAGGUGCCCGACUAUGACAUGGACAAAGCGGACAUGGAAUGGCUUAGCCAGCAGGAGCGCCUGGAGCUGACGGAGCUGAAGUUUGAACAAUUGAUGGAUUUGCUGGAGAAGAGCUCGGGUCAAACGGUCGUCACCCUCAACGAGGCCAAGUCUCUGCUCAAUCAGGAUGACGAGACGAGCAUAUCCCUCUACGAUUACUGGCUCAACAAGCGCCUCAAGAUGCAACAUCCGCUGAUACUCACUGUGAAGACAGAGAGUCGUCCUGGUGCCAGCUCCAACAAUCCGUAUUUGGCCUUUCGUCGGCGCACCGAGAAAAUGCAAACGCGCAAGAAUCGCAAGAACGACGAGGCCUCCUACGAGAAGAUGCUCAAGCUGCGACGCGACCUGCAGCGUGCCACAACUAUACUGGAGAUGGUGCGGCGACGCGAGGAGACGAAGCGCGAACAACUCAAGACGACGGUGAAUAUCUUUGAGAAGCGCGUCGAGUUGCGCGACUUCAACGGUGCUGUCUACUCCGAGCUGAAUGCUCAAUACAAGAGCACGAGACCCGCGUAUAAUUCAUUGUAUACGAAUCAAUACUCACAAGGGGCGGCGGCGGCGGUUGGAACGGCUGGCGCCAUUCUGGCUGCCCUGCCCCCGGGUCUGCUGGCAAGUGGCGGAGCAGCGGGCAACACGAAUGUGUAUGCCUCGCCGUCGCAGUACCUGAACACGUCGACAAUGGACACCAUCCACUCUGGCAGCGGCAACGGCAACGGCAACGGCAGCAGCAGUCGCAAGGAGAAGCGUCCCUACAAGAAGCGCAAACACAAACUUCCCCGCGACAAGCAGCAGAACCAGCACCAACAACUGCAACAACAACAACAGCAGCAGCAGACUCAACAGUAUUUGCCCGGACAGUCGUCAGGAUCUGGAGCCUCGCCUGCCCACCAUUUGCCCCACCAUCUGCACAACCUCAGCAGGCAGCAGAGUGCCUCGCCGGCGGCAAACGAUUCGAUUCUGGACAGCGAGGAUGAUGACUACCUAAACGGUGGCCUCAAUGGCAACCAACUGGGCUCCGAGAGCGAGGAUGAGGCGCCGUUUGCAUUUAGACGGAAGCCGAGCUGUAUUUACCUGCCCACACGGCACCGAAAUGGACGCUGGCCCUAUGACUCGGCGGAUGAGGAGACGGAAACGAGCAGAUCGACGGGACCAUAUUCGGAUCCCAAAUAUCGCUACACGCUGACCUCCAUCAACUAUCCCAGCCCGCGUUGCAUUGGCUUCGCCCGACGUCGUGUGGGCCGCGGCGGAAGGAUCCUGCUCGAUCGGGCCACAACGAACUUUGACGAUGUCUGGUCGCAGUUGGACUACACGGUCAUGGAGAGUGUCGUCAAGAGCAACAACGCGCAAAGGAGAAACAACCAACUACCGAAGCCGGAGCUGCUUCCGCUGGCCAAGCCCUGCUCCCCGCCGACUGUUGUGGACCUUGUUGUUGUGCCCACAUCCAAACACAUUGACAGCGUUGAUGCGACGUCGCUGCCGCCCGACGCCAUUGUCAAAUCGGAGCCCACCAGUCAUUCGGUGGAUAAGCCGAUUGCCGGCGGAUCGGUGGGUGAUUCAUUGCUGCCCCUCCCGCUAGACAAAGAGGUGGACGCUGAGGUGCUCGAUCUGGACGGGGAGGAAGAUGACCUGGUUACCGAUGACGAGAAUGUCUCACGGCUGAGUUUCUAUAGUUCGGCGGUAACGUUGUCCCAGAGCUCGCACGACAUGCGCCUGAAACGGCGUCGCCUGCGGCACAAGAAGCAGCAGAUGCGGGAGCUCAAUGCGGCCAAGCGACUGAAGAGGUCGUCGGAUGCAGCAGCAACUGGAGGAACUGGUGGAGAGCCAGCAGCAAGUGGGGAGGAAGGUCCUUUCACUGCUCCGUUGUGUCCUUUGCCCCGGGCGUAUCUGCAGCGUCUGGUGCUGGCCUUGGGACAGAAACUCAAGCAGGAGGAGGCGAUGGAAGUUUGCGAGAAUCUGGCUCCGCAAGAGGAGAAGAGCAGUGCUGCAGAGGAGCUCCAGCAGCCUGCUCCUCCUCGAGCCAAUAAUCAGCACCACCACCGUUCCAACAACAACAACAACAACACCGUGUUGAACAACAUCAACAACAACAACAAAAACAACAACAACAACAAUAGCAGUAGUAGUAGUAGUAAUAUGAAUAAGGACGUUAGCAUAAGCGAAAAAAUCAAUGUGAUAAAGCUGGAGGCAGAGGGGAACGAGGACGUUGGGCGAGAGGAGCAGCCGGUAGCCUCCACGUCAGCGGCAGCGGCAGCAGCACGAGCCGUUGAAGCAGCCGCUGCAGCGGAAGCAGCAUCAUCAGCAGCUGGAAUAUCCAUGCUCGGACCUUCCAUGGAGGAUGUGGCCAAGACGAUAAAGCGGGAGCUAAUCGAUGCCGACGACUCCAAUGAGCCGCUGAGCAUCAUCCGCACGGCGACGGUGGCUGCGACUGUACUCCAGGCCAGCCCCGAUCCCGAACUGAUGGACGACGAGGCCGAGGACGAUGUCAAUCUCGCCCAGCUGAGCAGCAUCAUCCGUCACACGGCUGUCAAGAAGGAGCUGGAGGCGCAGCAGCAGCAUCAGCAACAGCAGCAGCUGCAGCAGCGGGAGCAGAGGGGAUACGGAUACCCGCAGGAGCUGAAGGAGGAGACCGUCUGCUUGAACCAGCUGCCCGAUGUGAUUCGGUUGCAGAAUCUGCGAAACGCCCAAACGUGCUCGAAGCCCAGGGACCUGUAUAUAGAUGCCACGGCAGAGGACAUGGACGUGGACUACCUGGGCGGACUCUCGCCCACCUCCAGUCAGCGUCUGGACAUUUGCAACGAACUCCUCUCCGAGAUCCGACGCGACUGGCUGCACUUUCGUCCAAAGACGCCUACGGACGAGCUCUCCGAUAGCAACGAUGGUGAGGGCAAGCCCUGCGGCGACUCUGGUGUCCAUGCGGUGGACUGGACCCAGGAUACGCCCAUCAGCGUGGAGCUGAAUCGUCUUGGAAAGCAGGAGGAAAUCGAGAGCGACACCAGCUCUUAUUUCCUGAGCAAUGCCUUCAAGUACACGGAUCUGGACUCUGAUGCCCAGCUCAUUCAGACGGCCUACGCCCAGGACUAUGCCCGAGGCACCAGCAAGAGUCCGAACUGCUCGGGAUCUGGCUCUGGUUCGGGGUCCGCCCUGGAGUUCAACUUGAGCGCCGGCGACUCGCUUAACGACAUCAACAAUCUGCUCGGCGACGACGAGGACGACAACCACGAGCACAUGCUGGACAACAUUCUGCAGGAGUGCGGCAUGGACGAUCCGAAGGCACUCAAUCAGGCCACCAGCUUCUGGAACGGCAUCCUCGAUGGCGAGGCGGCUGUGGACGAGGUCGAGAUUGCCGAUCAGCUCCUCGACUGCAUCGACGAAAAGAAGCCCAAGGUGGGCGGAGAGGCGUCCAAGCGCGCCGGGCGACUUCGCAAGCCGAGGCCAGUGAAUGUCCCUGUGGGCAGCUCGUUGUUUACGGUCUGUCCCACGCAAGAGUCGCUCAAGAAUCGCGAGGUGUUCUUCAGCCAGGAGGUGGUGACGCCCAAAGAGGAGCCACAGCCAGCGACAGAAACAGAGACAGCUCCCGUUCCGGCAACAACGACAACGACAACGGCGGCAACGACGACGGCAGACACCCUGGAGCCUGUGAAGGUGGAACCAGCGGUAGAGACACCACAGCCUGAGGUGGUGGUAUCCCCAGCCCAGUCCCAGCCCACGCAACCGCCACCGCCACAGUCGCAGUCGCAGCCGCAAUCACAAUCGAUGCCACAGCCAAUUUUGGCCACUCCCACGCCGCAGAUCAUCAACAUACCCGCCCAGAUAAUACCCCAGAAGCCGCAGAUGGCGCAAAUACAGCCGCAGACGCAGCAGCUCCAGCUUCAAUCGCAGACACAGGCGCAGGUCCAGGCACAGACAGCGCCCCAGCAGGUGACGCAGUUGCUCAACCAGUUCGCCAAUGCCAGUCCGCAGAUCAUUGCCAGGACGGAAUACGGAGGAGGAGCGGCCGUCGGGGACAUUGUGACGAUCACACCGCACACGGGAAGCAGUCCCCUGCCCACCCUAUCCGCCCAACAGCAGCUGCAGCACCAGUUGGCGCAGGCCCAGCUCCGCAACGUGACCGUUCAACAGCGCCAGGGCACGCCCCAACAAGUGCAAGUGCAACAGCAGCAGCAACAGCCCACCCAGCAGUUGCUCUUCCAGAUGCAGCGGGACGGGAUCGGCUCGCCGGUGAUCACCACACAGAGCAUCGUCACCUCCUCGCGCUCCUUGACACCCCUCAAUGCAGCCGGCGCUGGCGCCGCUGGCAAUCACAUGAUCUAUACCACCGGCAGCGGCGAGAUCAUCACGGCAGCAGCAGCGGCUGCCGCCCAGAAGGUCACCUACGCCAUACAGAAGUCAAGUGGCGCCGGCGGAGGAGCCACCACCACAUCGAUUGGACCCAAUACCGUGAUCACUUUGUCCAAUGUAAAGCUGCAGAGCGACGACAACUGCUCCGCGGGUGGCGCCGGCUCUGGGUCCAGUGUGAACAUCAUCAACACGGCCAGUGGCCAGCAGCUGGCCGUGCACAGCAUAGCCGGGAUGCAGCAACAGCACCACCAUCAGCAGCAGCAGCAGCAGGGUACCACCACAACGCCCCUGAUCGUCACGACGCCCACCCGCAACAAUGUCGUCCAACAGCAUUCGCAACAGCAGCUGGUGCAGCAGCAGCCGAUUGUGUGGCGCCAGGUGAGCGGAACGAACACGGCGGUGGCCACCACGGCGGUGCUCUCGACGACGGCCGACACCUCGCCAGCGGCGGUGGGCAACAAGAUACUCUGGACUAGCCGUGGCACCCAGAAGCGACAGCUCAACGGGCCCGAGAACACAGACAUCAACAAGCUGCUGCUGAAUCGGAAGUUCUCGCAGAGGAAGGUGAUUGGCCAGCAUCCGGGAGGAGGGCAGCAGAUUCAGCAGCAGGCGCAGCAGCAGAUCCAGCUGACCAAGCAACAGCUGCAACAGUUGGUGCAGCACGAGGAUGAUCUGGUGACGGCCACGACGACGAUCAACAGCGGCGACCAGAUGGACACUGGCGAGUCCCUGCAACAGCAGCACCACCAGCAUCAGCAGUUGCAGAAGCUCAGCAAGGUGAUCAAGAUGUCGCCAUUCCCCCUGCUCGUCUCGGAUCUCAAUCUUCAGCAGCAGCCGCAGCAACAACAGCAGCAGUCUGGGCAGCACACUGGCCAGUCCCAGCAGCAGCAGCAGCUGAAGCCCAACUCGGCGGCUGCGAUAGCGGCCAACCACAACUACAGCCUGCAGCCGGCGACGGCCAUCAUCAGCUCACAGGCGGCGCCCCAGCAGGCCAACAAGAUCUUCCUCACCAGCAGCAACAGUGGCGGCGGCGGCACUUUCACCAACUUCACGGCCAGCGAACUGCAGGCGGCGGCUGCGGCGGUGGCGGCCAGCAAUGCCGGUGGCCAGAAGCUGCACUACAAGGAGCUCACCAACUCCAAUCUCAAGCUGAACUUUGUGAGCAGCACGGGCGAGUCGCUGGCCAGCCAGGCACCCCAACAGGUGGGCGCCACCACGGUGGUGCUAAACAAAGCCCAGCAGCAGCAGGUACACCACCAGAAGCUCAAGACGGUGGCCGCGGCCAACGCCCAGCAGGUGCAGCAGGGCGACAAGCGAGUCCUCUACACCAGCCUGCUCAAUGUGAAGCCGCUGCAAAAGAACAACAGCGGCCAGAUGCAGAUGCAGCUGGGGCCGGGCGGACUUCAGCAGGUGCUGCGCGGGCGCGUCAACUCGUCGAUCAUCACGAGAACCCUGCCCCUGGGCACCACCGUCAACAGCUCGGCCGGUGGCGGUGCUGGCGGAGCACCCGCCACCAUCAGACAACUGGUUACCACCAAUACGAACAAUGUGGGCUCGUCGGACGGAGCUCUGCUCAGCGCCAAGGAUGUGGGCAAGAGCCUCACCGUGGAGCAGGUGAUGGUCAGUGCCAACAAUGGCGGAGUGGUGAUGCCCACCAGCAACAACAAUAACAACAAUGGGAGUGGUACAGGCGGCGGCGGAGGAGGUGGGAGCGGUGCUGGAGGCGUCGGUGGCGGUGUGACCGUGACUACAUCGAGCAAUGUUAACGUGUCCGGAGCCGGGGGAGCCGGAGUCACGUCCACCAUCAACAGAUGAGACGCGGAUAGCAGCAGCUAACAUCUAAUGCAAAAUGUUUUCUCCGUCAAUCUGCCCGGCGGCACCUCGCUGGGACUGGGAAUGGGAAUGGGACUGGGUCUGGCCCAGGAGCAGACCGAGUUCCUGCUGACGCCGAUGGGCGCGGCCCAGAGUCCGCUGAUGGUGGCCCUGGGCCAGCUCCUGCAGCCGUCCUGCUGCUGUGCCCUCUGUCUGGUCAAUCUAGGCCAGCCGGCGUCGCAUCUGGGCUAAAUGCUACUACUACGCCCUAUAUACAUAUACUGUAGUUUAAAUGUAGAAUUUCAUAUGCAUACAACCCGCGCACACACAUGCCGCCAGCCUUGAAAAAUUGAUUAGAACCCUAAACGAUAAUCAGAUGGAACUUAUUCCAAAUUCUGUAACAUAGCUAGGCGGGAAGCUCUCCAAAGCCAAAGGGGAAGGGCCAAGCAGAAUGGGAAGAAGAGAGUGUAUAAACGAAAGCCACCAAUAACAAAGUUUGCUUAAUUUGAUUUUAUUUAUAUAUAUAUAUAUAGACAUAUAUAUAUAGAGAGAGACAUGUGUGUGUAUAACGAUUUAGGUCUUAUUUUUCAAGAUCGCCUAACCCUAAACCAUAUUUAGAAUUACACAAAUAAAAGCGAUAUAUAUAUGUAUAUGUAUAUGUGUAUGUGUAUGAUGUAUAUGCACAAGCAUAUGAGAAGCACGAAUCGAGAACUUGGCUCUUUCUGCGAGGCUGGAGAUUUCCCUAGACACCCCCGCCCCUGCUCCAGGCAACAACUCUGCAAACAACUCAUGUGUUAAAUAGCAAACUGUAAAUAUUCGAUUGUAAAACACACACCACCACCCACAAAACACACAAAAAAGAAAAGUAGCAGCAGCAAGAUCUAUAAUAGUAAUUAUGAAACUAUAUAUUUAGUGAUACGAUACGAAUAGUUGUACGAACGAUGGAGAGGCCGCCGCCUCUCAGGCUAACGCCGUUUCAGAAUCACGCGCUUUAUCUGGGCUGCUGUUCGAUGGGGCCCUACGG